This is a messenger RNA of Colossoma macropomum (tambaqui), 2754 nucleotides long. RefSeq names its product testis expressed 11 (gene tex11). The transcript has 30 exons. Gene Ontology annotation, molecular function: protein binding. Gene Ontology annotation, biological process: meiotic cell cycle. NCBI's taxonomy places the organism in Eukaryota, Metazoa, Chordata, Actinopteri, Characiformes, Serrasalmidae. The record is from RefSeq and is a predicted model, not a curated record. The coding region runs from base 1 to 2754 and encodes 917 amino acids.
AUGGAACUCUCUGUCAUUACCGUAAAAGGCCUCUCAGAGAAACUCCUUCACAAACAAUGUAAUGAAAGCGUGAACGAAGUGAUUGAGAAGCUGUUCGAUGAAGUUCUGCCACUUGAGAAACCCACUACAAUACAGGACUCGGAGGUUGAAGAAAAUGCUAUUCAGUUGUGGAACUGGGCUGUGACCAAAAAUAUUGGUUCGAAUAUCAACAAACAACAAAAAGCGAAAGUGCGUCAUGUGGCCUGCAGACUCCUUUAUUUAUGUGAAUCUGAGAACCCAUCAGAGAAUGCCAUUCGCAAGCAGAUUUUGAUGGCCAGUAAAACAGGAAGGACAUGGCUUGAUUGUAAAAACCCCAAACUUGCUGAUGAUUUUUUAAGUCUUGCUGUCAACAGCCUGGAGACUCUUUACUGCAGACUAACAUCCCAUGGAGAUUCUGUUGCUGAUAUCAACACACUGAAAGGAGAUGUAGAGAAAGACCUGCUACGGGUUCUCUCUUAUCAAGCUGAAUCAGCAGUUGCUCAAGAAAAGCACCAGGAGGCAGUCUCCUGCAUACAACGAUGUAAAGAGAUGCUUCUGAGGCUUCCCAAGGAGACUGGCUAUCUGUCUCUCAUUUGCUACAACUUUGGAGUAGACACAUAUAAUCAGCAUAAGCAUGAAGAGAGUUCAUUUUGGCUCAGUCAGAGCUAUGAUAUAGGAAAGAUGAAUCCAAAGUACUCCCCAGGACCAGAGAUGCAAGCCAAAGUCUUGAGACUUCUUGCUACAGUUUAUUUGGAACUGGAUUGUCACAAGGAUAAGGAUAAAGCUCUUCAUGCAGUGAACCUGGCAAAUAAGGAAACCUUUCAUCCAGCAGGCCUUUUUCUGAAAAUCCGCAUUUUGCUGCGGAGUGGAGCAUCAGAUGAAGUGGUUAAAACCGGACUAACAGAACUGCUUGACUCUGAGGUUCCUCUGGAUGUGUGUCUGAGCACAGCAAAAAUGCUGAUGGCAGAAGAUAGAGAAACUCUAUCCUUCGACUUCCUGAAGAGGAUGUAUCAGCAUUUUGAGUCAUCUCCUGACCUGGGCACUGUACUCCUGUUGCAUAUUGAGCUGCUGCUGCAGAAAGGCAAAGAGCUGCUGGGCAAGCAGAAAAUUGAGGAUGCAAUCACAGGUCAUUACACAGGAAAGCAGUUAUCACCACACACUCUAACUUCCCUCCAUCUCCUUUUAUGGGACAGAGCUUCUAAAAAUUUUGAGGCCAAAAACUACUCAGAGGCUCUGCAGUGGUACAACUACUCACUGAGUUUUUACAAGGCCGGUCAACUGGAUCAGAACCUGGCAAAACUGCAGAGAAACCGAGCAACCUGUUUCCUUAAUUUGCAGCAACUAGACAGGGCAAAGGAAGCUAUUUCGGAUGCUGCCAAGUGUGAUCCAAAUAGCAUCUUCACACAUUUUAGUGUCUUUAAGAUUGCUGUCCUGGAGAAAAAUUUAGAGAAGGCUGCUGAGGCUGUAAGAGAGAUUGGGGUCCUAGCCCAGGUGCCUGUGACCAGCGAGGACAGGCUUCAUGUGACUGAAAAUGCUGCGGCCAACCUUCUCAGCCUGGCUGCUCAGAUUGCCCUGGAGAAUGAGCAGCUGGAGACAGCCAUGAAAGCCUUGGAGAGUCUGUGUGAACACUCACAAGAUGCAGAACAAGUGUUCACUGCCCUCAGGUGUUUAGUUCGACUUGUGCUUUCAACAAUGGAGAAUGACAAUGAAGAAAAGAGGGAUGCCAGUUUAGAUGUCCUCUUAUCAUAUCUGAAGAUGGCACUGAAGAAUGUGCCCCAACUCAACCAAGUGCCUGUCCAGGAAACUGACCAGUGCUCUGAGGAGGCCAACUGGUUCAGGAGGAUUGCAUGGAAUACGGCCCUGCAGUGUGAGAGUAGCCCUGUUAGAAUGAAAGAUUUUUUUGUCCUCUCCUAUCAGCUGUCACGGUUCUGUGUUCCAGACAAAGGUGUGUUGAUGGGGCAGAAGACUUGUUUGCUGAUGGCUGCUGCUGCCUGUCUGGAGAUCUACAGGAUGUUUCCUCAGUCUGAACAACAGACUGAGGUCCUAACUCAAGCUUUGGAGCAUAUUCAGAUGUGCUGGGAGGUCUGGAGAGCUUUAAAAUGUACAGGUGACUGUUGUAAAGACCCCACUGAAACCUUAUUACUUUUGUAUGAGUUUGAGGUUCGCGCCAAGUUGAACGACCCCAAGCUGGAGUCUGUGCUGGAGUCAGUUCUGGAGCUUGAUAACAUUGAAACCAAAGUGCUAGAGACAAUUGCAGCCUUAGCUAUGGAACCCCCGGCCCACUUCCCGGCGCUGUGUAAGAAAGCUUUGAGAAUUGCCCUCUCUCUACACAAACAAGGCCCGCAUGCAGAUUUGUCACGCUGCAGUAACUGUUUGCACAGUCUGAUCCAGCUAUCUCUGCCCAGUGGUGUGUGUGAAGUGGAGCCCCACGUGUUAGAGGAAGUGUGGGGUUACUAUGAAGAGGCCUUGUCCAUCAUUGCAGCAUCAGAAGACUUCCCUGAACUGGAGAUCCUGUGGCUGCUGACCCGAGCAUGGAACACAGGGAUACUGCUGUACAGUCUGGCCCAGUACCCUGAGGCAGAGAAAUGGUGUGGCUUGGGGAUGAGCUUUCUGCGCCACCUGGGCUCCCUGCAGGAGAGCUAUCAGACUCAGAUGUCUGGUCUAUACAGUGAGGUGCUGGACAGGCUUGACAGAGCCAAGAAGACUUUCAUAAUAGAGGAGCAACAACGGUUCUAG